GCCCUUCAGCGCCCCUCCCCGCCGCUUUUCCCCUCGCCCAGCCACUUCCUCUCGCCCACCCCGGGCUUGCGCGUCCGCCCACUCCUCCGCCCCUCCUGCCUUUCCACCUCCAGGGACAGCCCGCCCGCAGCUGCUUGAGGGCGUACUCAGACCAGCACCAUCUUACAUGUAUCUGACCGCAUUUACAGUCGGUCCUGCAUGCAUCUGGUCGCACUUCCGUCCAGAAACAAGUAAAAACGUGCCAGUAGGGGGAAGAGGAGCAGAGAAGGGGGAGAGGAGAAGGAGAGGGAGAGGAGGAGGAGGAGAAGGAGAAGGAGAGGAGGAGGAGGAGGAGGAGGAGGAGGAGGAGGAGGAGGAGGAAGAGGAGAAGGACAAGGAGGAGAGGAGGAGGAGAGUAGGAGGAGGAAGAGGAGGAGAAGGACGACGAGGAGGAAGAGGAGGAGAAGAGGGCGAUAGGGAGGGGAUGGACUUCCACCGGGGCAUCAGGACGGUCAGCAUUAUUUCCUCAGCGGUGGCUGCGGCAGUGCUUCUGGGAACAGACUAUGGUGAAGGCAAAAACGUUUUCUCUGAUGCGAAGGAUGCGGCUUUGUCUGUGGUGGAUUACAUGCUUUUUCGUGCUAGCGACAAAGACAUAGAGGAAGCGAAGAGAAGGUAUGCAGAAGCCAGUUCAUAUCAGAAGGCCUUAGAGCCGCAAAGGCGUCUGGGUGAAGAUUCUAGACAGCUGGAUCGAACAGUAAGUGGGAGCCAUCAGUGAUGAAGCCGAUCAGGGAAGCGAGCGUUACGACGUUGGACGCGUCAAUGGAGUUGAACUGUGGAUGCUUCUGGGACUUAGAAUGUUAGGCUUGUGGUUCUAGCUAUACAAGGGAUGAUACCUCUGGGAAGUGUGUCGUACCCGGCAUCAUCGACGACAUGUGAUACUAUGUAGGUUUGGGGACAGGCAGGGGUUAUAGGGGUAGAAACGAAGGUUUGACAUGCCGGGACUUAGCAUGGUACCAUGUAGCAGGAACUUAAAGCACAAGUACAUGGGCACCGGGGUCGCGGGCCCGACACCUCAAAUUCUGGAGGCGCAAAACGAAAACAAGACCGCCGACUCGAAUUUAUCAACGGCGGGCCCAGCGUCUGACGUUUCGGCCUCCUUUUCUUGUGGCGACAAGUUUCGGACUGCAAGGCUGGGGCAGUGUACUUGUGGUUUAAAGCACCAGUACAUGGGCACCUGGGCCGCGGGCCCGCGUGAAAUGAAAACGCUACCGCCAACUCGAAUUUAUCAACGGUGGGCCCAGUGUUCAACGUUUUGGCCUCGUUUUAUUGUGGCGACAAGUUUCGGACUGCAAAGCUGGGGUCAUGUACUUUGUGGUGUAAAGCACCAGUACACGGGCACCUGGGCCGGGGGCCUGACACCCCAUAUUCUGGAGGCGCCAAAUGAAAACGCGACCGCCGAUCGAAUUUAUCAACAGCGGGCCCAGCGUUUGGCAUUUUGGCCUCGUUUUCUUGUGGCAACAAGUUUCGGACUGCAAGGCUGGGGGCCGCCGUGUACUUGUGGUUUAUCAUACUGCUGCAACUUCGCAUGCAGCUGGGACUGGGCAUGUGCAUUAAAGUUAAAAGUGUAUAAAAGCUGAAGAGGCGGUCCCCCUGUGUCCCCUCACUGCAAUCCCUACACCUUCAGGAUAAUCUUCUUUGUGACAUUGUACACAUUGUACCAUAAUAAUGGGACGCUGGACCCGGUUUCCAGCCAGCACGUGCAGCUCCCCAGCAAUAGAUGGAGCCCUCAACGCAGGGGACCACAUGUCAUCUCCUUCCUUAACUGAAACACCCCUGCCUCGAAGUCCUCAAAACAAAAAGAAGACCAAGAA
This is a messenger RNA of Chara braunii, 1850 nucleotides long. NCBI's taxonomy places the organism in Eukaryota, Viridiplantae, Streptophyta, Charophyceae, Charales, Characeae. The record is from the annotation of a GenBank genome assembly.